AAAGGAAGGAUGAAUGGACAGACUUUGAUUGGCGGCGCUGAUGACGCCCGUCCUGGUCCACUUUGGACAGACCCUUUUGGAAAUAAAGCUGGUGAGGCAGCGCACAGAGGCGUCCCCCCGCUAACCCUGGCCCUGGCCGGCGGGCCGCCAGAACAGGAGUCGGAGGAAGAGACAGCCAUGGAGGACAGCCCCACUAUGGUUAAGCUGGACCAGGGUGAGAAUCAGGUUUCACCAUGUCGAGGGAGAAGGUGCUUCCCCAAGGCCCUCGGCUAUGUGACCGGGGAUAUGAGAGAAUUUGCCAACUGGAUUAAAGACAAACCACAGGUGCUCCAGUUCAUCGACUGGGUUCUUCGUGGCCUAUCCCAAGUGGUGUUCGUCAGCAACCCUAUCAGCGGAAUCCUGAUUCUGGUGGGACUCCUGGUCCAGAACCCCUGGUGGGCUCUCAGUGGCUGUGUGGGAACAGUGGUGUCCACCCUGACGGCCCUGUUGCUCAGUCAGGACAGGUCCGCGAUCGCAGCAGGGCUCCAGGGCUACAAUGCCACCCUGGUGGGCAUACUCAUGGCUGUGCUUUCAGACAAGGGAAACUACUUCUGGUGGCUGCUACUCCCUGUAUCUGCUAUGUCCAUGACUUGUCCAGUUUUCUCAAGCGCAUUGAACUCCGUCUUCCACAAAUGGGACCUCCCUGUCUUCACUCUGCCCUUCAACAUGGCAUUGUCAAUGUACAUUUCGGCCACAGGGCAUUACAAUCCGUUCUUUCCAGCCAAAUUGUUCACACCUGUAACCUCGGUUCCCAAUGUCACCUGGACUGACCUCAAUGCUCUACAGUUACUGAAAUCCCUGCCUGUGGGUAUUGGUCAGAUGUUUGGCUGUGACAAUCCAUGGACAGGGGGCAUCUUCCUCUGUGCCAUCCUACUCUUCUCCCCGCUCAUGUGCCUGCAUGCUGCCAUCGGGUCCUUGCUGGGCAUUGCAGCCGGACUCAGUCUUUCAGCUCCGUUUGAGGACAUCUACUCUGGACUCUGGGGUUUCAACAGCUCUCUGGCCUGUAUUGCCAUUGGGGGAAUGUUCAUGGCGCUCACCUGGCAAACCCACCUCCUGGCUCUCGCCUGCUCCCUGUUCACUGCCUACCUCGCAGUCAGCAUGUCCAACCUGAUGGCUGUGGCCGGAUUGCCGUCUUGCACAUGGCCCUUCUGCUUGGCCACACUGCUGUUCCUCUUGCUGGCCACGAAUAACCCCAACAUCUACCGGAUGCCCCUCAGUAAAGUCACUUAUCCUGAAGAAAACCGCAUAUUCUACCUGCAAGCCAAGAAAAAAGGAAUGGUGGAAAGCCCUUUGUGAGAGCAGCUCCCAUCCACAGCCAUGGUCGCGAGUCAUUUCUGACUGACUGCCAGUGUCUCAGCAAACUGUUAUUUUUCACUAGUAACAACUUUUGUACUAACGCCUCAGUGAUCUGUCCUUACGCUCAUUUUGUAUUUUUCUUUUAGAUUCCAGGAACGUUCUCAAACAUGCGAGUGACAUGUCCAGAUGACAUGCUCCGUCUAUGAACUGUAAUCUCUAGUGGGGCCUUGGCACUAACACUGUGAUAUAUUGUAAAGCCAAAAUGCUCCAACGGAAGAGGCAGUCAGACCAGAGCAAACUAUUGAUACUUACUGAUAUUCUUGGUGUUUAGUUGGCUACAUGAUGUUAACAAUAUUAAAAAUUAAGCUCUGUAAACCAACUAAGCCUUAAGUGAAUGGAAUUCAUGGUCGCAAAAUCAAAAUCAAUGCAGAAUUCUCAGAUAAGCAGUUUGACUUGUUUAAAAUCAAUGCAAGUUACACACAACAGGCACAGCAAGCACUGUAAGGGUGCCAGCUGAUCACGGCUCUGGCUCAUGGGCUCCUCAGCAGGCCCGCCUCAAUGUUGCCCAUGUCUGUGCCAUUCUCUUAUAGAUGGUAGUGUUUUUCUCAGGCUGACGGAGCUUCAGGAGAAAAGGAUUCUAUCAAGCCAAAUUAUUCCAUAUUCUCACUUUUCUUGGAUGUUACAAAGAAUUUGUUAAUGUAGAGUUUAUUAUCUCUUAUGAAUGGAUUUGUUUUCAGUGAGGUAAAAUAAGGGGAAGCUCCUGGCUUAACCAAUUCCUACAUAUUAAAGAAAAGUUAUGUUUUUAUAAAAUACUCAGCAUAGUUAUUUUUACUUGAAUCCUCAAAUUAAUUCUGUAAAUGCCACAAAUGCACAGAAUCAAACCAUUAACACCUGAGGGUCCUAGAAAGCCAUGUCUUCAGUUCAUUAGAGGAUGUCUUAGAUGUUAUAAAGACUGACUAACAGUUAAGGUCAAAUUGCUUCUAGGUAUUAAGAAGUUGUUGAAUUUCUUACUUUAAGAAUAAAUUCGUUAUUUUCUGAACACUCACAAUAUUCUCACUCAAAAACCAACGAUAUUUGAACUACCAAAAGGAAAUACAGGUAAAGGAUUCUCCUGGGGUUUCUAUUUAUUUGUUGUUAAUUAACAAGUUACCAGUCCUACAAAGAUCCUGUAACCAAACAUGCUGAAGAUGGUGAUGGAAAGUUAUGUUCAUGACCUUCCACCUCAGAAUGUCUCCAUUCAGGAUUUUUGCAGAUUCAGGAAGUGACACUGUGGGACUCUAAAGCCUAAAGGUUUUCUCCUCUUGGGUUUGCAGUGCUCAGUGUAAAAUACAUAGUUUGAUGAAUGAAUAAAUAGAAGGGAAGUAAGUCUACAAAUAUUUUAGGGAGAAGUUCACAUCUUCCUUUACUCAGGAAAACAUUGUUCCAAUUUUGAAAACCCUGUGACUAAAGCCUUUUGAAACCAUGAAUUUGCAGCUGUCGUGUGUAUUCCUGUGGAAAAACUAAAACUUCAGUGUUUGAACUGAAAUCUCCCUCAUUAGGGAAUUUGUGAAAUAAGAGUUGAGUGCAGGUGGAGAGGGAGACAGAACACCAAGACAACCCAAGGCUUACCAGGCGGGAAGAGCCUGGGAUGGCGGAACCGGGGCCUCCAAAUGGCUCUUCAGAAUGGAGCCUAGGGGGCUAAUUACACCUGCUCUCCUGCACUCACACAGACUUGUAAAUAGGAACAUUUAAAAGCCUUUGUACGUUGUCUAAUUUAAAUGGCAUUAGUUUUCUCAAGCUAUUUUUGUUACUAAGUAUUAUUCUAAAAUUGAGUAUUUUAUUUGUUUUCUUAGCAAGCACUAGUAUUCUUUCCUAUUGUCUGUAUAACAAAUCUCCAUGUAAGAAUACGAAUAAAUUAUACUCACAGCUCA
This is a messenger RNA of Manis javanica (Malayan pangolin), 3245 nucleotides long. The record is from RefSeq and is a predicted model, not a curated record. NCBI's taxonomy places the organism in Eukaryota, Metazoa, Chordata, Mammalia, Pholidota, Manidae.